AUGCUGCCCAAAGUCGAGACUGAAUCCCUUGGAUUCUCUCGAUCAUAUGGGGAACAGGGGCACAUGCCAAGGAACAUGCAAGCGCCCCAGUUAAAAAUGAUGGACUACUCUUAUGACGAAGACCUGGACGAGAUGUGUCCCGUAUGUGGAGACAAGGUUUCUGGGUAUCACUACGGACUCCUGACCUGUGAGAGCUGCAAGGGCUUCUUCAAGCGCACCGUCCAGAACAACAAGCGCUACACAUGUAUAGAGAACCAGAGCUGCCAGAUUGACAAGACCCAGAGGAAGCGUUGCCCAUACUGCCGCUUCCAGAAGUGCCUCACAGUCGGCAUGAAGCUAGAAGCUGUGAGAGCAGAUCGCAUGCGUGGUGGUCGCAACAAGUUCGGCCCAAUGUACAAACGUGAUCGGGCCCUCAAGCAGCAAAAGAAAGCACUGAUCCGAGCUAAUGGCCUGAAGAUCGAGGCCAUGAGCCAGGUGAUGCAGGCCGUGCCUACCGACCUCACCAUCUCCUCUGCCAUCCAGAACAUCCACUCAGCUGCAUCGAAGGGCCUUCCGUUGAGCCACCACUCCAGCCACCACAGCGGUCACCACCACCACCAUCAUCAUGCCACUGCCCUGCCCCCCACAGACUAUGACCGCAGCCCAUUUGUCACUUCACCGGUCAGCAUGGCAAUGCCACCGCACGCUGGCAGCCUGCAGGGCUAUCAGGCAGCCUACGGACACUUUCAGGGCACACGCACCAUUAAGUCUGAAUACCCAGACCCGUACACCAGCUCACCAGAGUCCAUCAUGGGCUACGCUUAUGUAGACGCCUACCAGUCAGGUUCACCGCCCAGCUUCCCCCACCUGAUUGUAGAGCUACUUAAGUGUGAGCCAGAUGAGCCGCAGGUUCAGACCAAGAUCCUGGCCUACCUGCAGCAGGAGCAGGCCAGCCGUGGUAAACACGAGAAGCUCAACACCUUCGGCCUCAUGUGCAAAAUGGCUGAUCAGACACUCUUCUCCAUUGUGGAGUGGGCACGCAGCAGCAUCUUCUUCCGUGAACUAAAGGUGGACGACCAGAUGAAGCUGCUGCAGAACUGCUGGAGUGAACUCCUCAUCCUCGACCACGUCUUCCGGCAGGUGGUGCACGCCAAAGAGGGCUCCAUCCUAUUGGUCACUGGCCAGCAGGUGGACUACGCAGUGAUUGCUUCACAGGCAGGAGCCACCCUCAACAACCUGCUGAGCCACGCCCAGGAGCUGGUGACCAAACUACGCUCCCUGCAGCUGGACCAACGAGAGUUCGUCUGCCUCAAGUUCCUCGUACUCUUCAGCCUGGAUGUGAAGAACCUGGAGAAUUUUCACCUGGUAGAAAGUGUCCAGGAACAGGUCAACGCAGCGCUGCUGGACUAUGUUAUGUGUAACUACCCGCAGCAAACUGACAAGUUCGGCCAGCUGCUCCUGCGGCUGCCUGAGAUCCGAGCCAUCAGCCUGCAGGCCGAAGAAUAUCUUUACUACAAACACCUGAAUGGCGACGUACCCUGCAACAACCUGCUCAUUGAAAUGCUACAUGCAAAGAGAGCUUAGAAAGGGACUGCCCUACCUAUAAUGCAUCUGCAUGGAGAGUUUUGCUGCAGCCCAAACACUGUGAGACGACCUGGAGAAUGGGGAGCAGAAAUCGUUAGCAGCUGUAGUUUAUAAUGAACUUCUUUUGAUUUUUGAAUUACAACUUGAAGAACAGACUAGGACAACACAUGCACAGAGACUGAUCAUGUGCAGAUAAACAGCAUAUGGAUCUCUUUAUUCUUAAAAAAAAGAGCCAGCUCUCCUCAACCACAAAGAAAAACACAAUACUGAAAGGAAAAAAGAAAAAAGCUUGAAACAAACUCUGCAUUUGACAUUACAAGAUGUUAUUUAUCAUCUGCACGAGCACAAUGUCAAGACUAGCAGGCUGCAACUUAAAGAAUUAACAACCCUUGAGUGUUUUAGCACUGGUGACACUGUGAGAGGCUUUUUGUGCUGAGAAAGGAAGCUGAGCAGCACCGCCCAUCUUUCAGGCAACUUUGUGACUAGACCGGUGACUGAUUUUGAUCAACAAUCCUCCGGCGUGCUCUCUCACUGAAACUGGCUUUUAGUUGUUGCUGGUACUACAAAGACAACUGGACAGGCCCUUCAGCCGGGCCAGAGACUCUUAACUACCAUCAUGUCUGUUUUUUAAACUCAAACGAGAUGCUUGCCAUGGCAGCUUGACCCCACUGAAAAGGGAGAACUGGUCUAGAAUAAAGGUCUAAAACAGGAACAUUGAUGAACAAAAUGAUAAAGAAAAAUAUUAUGUUUUUUUUCUCUUGUAGUGGAAGUCAUAUGCUUCUCAUGGUCACCUUGUGGUUUCCCUUUCUUAUUCCAUCUCCCCAAGGCAUCUAAAACUAUGUACCUCAGAAAGACCAGUGUUAAAUUCAUUUAAUGUCAGCUGAAACAACUGUAUUUAUAGCCAUUUUUUCCUGCAAAACUCCCCCCCCCUCAUUAUCUCAUUCAAAAUGGAUCAAAACAAAACAAAGUGUGAUUCUGAAGAUGGAAAAUGACUGAUCCUGUCCAGAAAGACCAAAGCUUGCUGUGGAACAGAAGAAGGAAAUUAGAAAAACCUUAAUAAUCAGUAUUAUAAGGAAAAAAAAAGAAAAAGAAAAAAAAAGAUUUGUGUCACAGUUAUGAGUCUGGCUUUAUUUCAUUACCAUGCUAGCUAACCGUGCAGAUGUGAAAGAAAAUAUGUACAAAUAUAUAUAUAAAGUAUUAAUGUUGUAAAAAAUUUUAAAAAAGAGUAAUUCAACAGGUGUUUACAUUCAUGUGAUCACAUGGGAGAGAACUGUGAUGAAGCAUAAAUUGCAAAGCAAUGAUUUCCUAAAAAAUGAAAUCAACUAAAUGAAAAAAAAAAUCUGUCUAGUUUGCUUUCUUUGAUGUGUGUACAGUGUUUUAUCUUUUAUUUGUACUGAGCAGUACUUAAAUUAUGUCGUGAGACACUAAAAUCAAAAAGGAAUCACACUUAAAAUGUUAAUUUCUAUGUGUGUCUGCUGGCAUUCAAACAUUAGUUUCUUAAGCAUUGCUGUAUAAGAGUUCUGCUUCACUUUCAACCUUUUUGUAGACGUUUUCAUUUUUCCUUUUUUUUUUUUUUACAGUGCUUUUGCCUUUCUUAUGUACAGUAUGUCACUGGCUACGCUUAAUAAUGAAGAUAAUUUAUUGCAUCUCUGGGUUUCCAUUUUGUGUUACAUGACGUGAGGUGUCCAUGCCAGAAUAAAUUUGUUUACUGUAGAAUGUUCUUGUUUUGUUUUCACAAGUAGUUCUGAGAUGCAGAUCUGGAACAAAAAUAAUGGGUUUUCAAAAAAAA
This is a messenger RNA of Monopterus albus (swamp eel), 3352 nucleotides long. It is a transcript of the gene nr5a2, whose product is annotated as nuclear receptor subfamily 5, group A, member 2. The record is from RefSeq and is a predicted model, not a curated record. The coding region runs from base 1 to 1563 and encodes 520 amino acids. Lineage: Eukaryota; Metazoa; Chordata; Actinopteri; Synbranchiformes; Synbranchidae. Gene Ontology annotation, biological process: regulation of transcription by RNA polymerase II; tissue development; hormone-mediated signaling pathway. Gene Ontology annotation, cellular component: RNA polymerase II transcription regulator complex. Gene Ontology annotation, molecular function: RNA polymerase II cis-regulatory region sequence-specific DNA binding; zinc ion binding; nuclear receptor activity. The transcript has 7 exons.